Messenger RNA from Trichogramma pretiosum, 1175 nucleotides. RefSeq names its product odorant receptor 67c-like. The transcript is spliced from 8 exons. Bases 15 to 1175 code for a protein of 386 amino acids. Gene Ontology annotation, molecular function: odorant binding; olfactory receptor activity. Gene Ontology annotation, cellular component: plasma membrane. The record is from RefSeq and is a predicted model, not a curated record. Lineage: Eukaryota; Metazoa; Arthropoda; Insecta; Hymenoptera; Trichogrammatidae. Gene Ontology annotation, biological process: sensory perception of smell; detection of chemical stimulus involved in sensory perception of smell.
AAAAGUUACCAAAAAUGGCAGGAAAAUUCGAAUCGAUCGAAAAAUUUUACGACCAACCUUUUUUCGCUUUGAAUAAAGUUACUUUUAGAAUGUCGGGAUGGUGGCCGUUUCAAGAGACCAAAAAACGGCAAAUGAUUUGGAGUUUUGUUUGGUUUUGCAUCGUCACAGUCGUCAUCCCAGAAGUAAUUUAUCUAAUUCAAAUUAUCAAGGACUUGACAAAGGUAAUCGAAUGUUUCAUGGCCCUGACAAUUACCUACGGUGCAUUCACCAUGGCGUUCAAUGCCUGGCACAACAACGACUCGCUGAAAAAGAUCCUCGAGCACAUCUACUCGAACUGGGAAAAUCUGCGCGACGAGCAGGAGCUGCGAAUAUUCACCGAUCGCGCGACCAUCUCGAGGCUCGUGAACAUAGUCUAUGCUCUGGCUGUGUUUUACAACAUCAUGAUACACACGGUGUCACCACUGAUUCCACCCGUCGUCGACUGGUUCAUGAUCGGUAACUGGACGAGGCCCGAGAAAAAUCUGCUCGAGGUCGAGUAUCUGUUUCUCGACCCGGACCGGUAUUAUACAUUAAUUUACGUUCACGGCGCGCAAGCUGGAUUUCUCGUUGUGUUCGUUAUCGUCACCCACGAUACGUUCUUCAUGACGAUAACUCAGCACUCGUGCAGCAUGUUUACGCUUUUAGGGCACAGAAUACGCAAGAUGGACGAAGAUAUUUUGAAGAGAAACAGACGCCACUCUUACGCCAUGCAAAGAGUCAAAGAAAUCAUAUUUUUCCAUCGAGACUGUCUCAGAUUCGCUCAACUGUUGGAAGACACGAUGAGCGUCAUGUUUUUAUUUCAAUUGUUUCCGAGUGUAUUAAUGAUUAGCGUCGUUGGAGCUCAAGCAAUGAUUCGUGCCCAGGCAAUCGAAGAAUUGAUCAAAUUCGGAUUCAUAUUUAUUUCCAUGAUAGUUCGUUUGUUCUUCAUUUGCUGGUGCGCUCAAAGUAUCAUGGACAAUAGCCUCGUAGUAAUGUCAUAUUUAGCAAAUACGAGGUGGUACGAGUAUCCUGAAAGCUCGAAAAAAUUGUUCCAGCUGAUGUUUAUGAGAUGCUCAAGGCCUUCUUAUCUGACGGCCGGCAAUAUGAUCAAAACUUCCAUGUCGUACUUGACGAUGAUUCUUCAAACGCAGGAAUAA